UCGGACAAACAUGCUCUGACUGAAAAAUAUUGGAGCCCGAAUUUUUCUGAUGCUUUUUUCGUCACAAAUAACUUUGUACUGGAAACCUGGACAACAUGUUAUUAUGUGCGAAACUGUAAUAACAAAUCGUUUCAGAAAUCUCAAAAUUACCAUUACUCAAGUAUGAUCAGAUUUCUGGUUAAUUUGGCAUUGAGUGGUGCCAUUAUCAGUUCCCAAGAAAUAAAAACCUGCAGAACCCCAACUAUUCAAGGUAGGUAAAUACAUUGCUGUAAUAAAAUAAACACUUGGCAAAAUUCCAAAAUUUGAGCGUCCGCCAAUGGAUCCUGUCCGGAUGGGCACACUUAAAUUUCAAGCGGAUACUGCUGUUCUGCUAAUCAAGCAAUUAUCACUCCGAGAGUUUGUGAAGAUACAUUCGUGGGUUGCACAGCGCUUAAAUCGUAUUGCAAGACUACUCGUCUUUUCAUAUCACCAAUGUAUAGUUUGUGCCCUAAAACCUGCGGACAGUGCAAGACACGUUAUAUUUGAUCCCUUCUUAAUUGUCACUGAUAAUAGUUUUCAUUAA
Messenger RNA from Caenorhabditis elegans, 562 nucleotides. RefSeq lists its product as uncharacterized. The transcript is spliced from 3 exons. Lineage: Eukaryota; Metazoa; Nematoda; Chromadorea; Rhabditida; Rhabditidae. The record is from RefSeq and is marked reviewed. The coding region runs from base 317 to 562 and encodes 81 amino acids.